Molecule: messenger RNA, 1833 nt
Organism: Lodderomyces orthopsilosis Co 90-125
Lineage: Eukaryota; Fungi; Ascomycota; Pichiomycetes; Serinales; Debaryomycetaceae
Gene: GAC1
Product: protein phosphatase regulator
Exons: 1
Coding region: 1-1833 (610 amino acids)
Biological process (GO): regulation of glycogen biosynthetic process
Cellular component (GO): protein phosphatase type 1 complex
Molecular function (GO): protein phosphatase 1 binding; glycogen binding
Source: RefSeq, a predicted model, not a curated record
AUGUCUACAAUUGUAACAAUAGAUCCGGCACAGACAUACUCCAUUAGUUCACCUUCUUCCACAACUUCUUCAUCUCGUUCUUCGUCACCAGUAACUUCAUUUUAUCAAACCUCAUCUACAGCCACAUCUGCAACUUCAUCAACUGAUUCUUUGGAUACAGUUAAGUCUACUACAUCAACUUCAACUAUCAAAUUGUUGUCGCACACUUCUUCAGAUUCCAUCACUAUUCCAAUACUGCGUACUCCAACCCCCUCAUCUGCAUCCGUACUGCAGCAGCAGCAACAACAUCAACAACCACAACAGGUACCACCACAACCAAAGUUUAAAUUACCAAAUUACUAUGUUCCACCUGCUAAACUCGUCCACCCUACAAUUGCUGUAACUUCACCACCACCCCCACCACAACCACAACAACCACAACAACCACAACAAUCUAAUUCAUUGCAGCUGGCUGCUUCAACUACAGCUAAACCACCAUUAUUGCGCAAGAAAUCGGGUGAAUUAAUAAAAUCAUCAUUAAAAUUACCGGCAUUACUUCAACGUUCCAUUUCAUCACCACAUAUAUCAACAGAUGGUGAAGUUGGAGGCAUAAUUUCGCCUCGUAAACUGGUUAGGUUUGCUUCAAGAUUAAUCAAUGUUCGUAUGUUUGAUGGAUGCGAUACACCUGCCUCUGUUUCAAGUGCUGGUUCACCAUUGGAUUCACCAGAUGAAGGUGAAGAGGAAGAUUACUUUUAUACAUCUGGAGGCAAAACAGGAUCAACCUUUACCAAUGAUGGGUUUGAUUUAUCAGUGCCUGCUUAUGAAGAUUUUGAAUUUAGUAAGUUUACCAACAAGACGACAAAUUUCGAUUGGAAUUUCAAUUUCGCUAAACCAAAGGAGGAAAUUAAGGAGUAUAGAUUGACGUCGCAUAACAUCCCAUCCACCACUAGAACCACCGAGCCUAACUCCAAGAUUUGGAUGACCUCUGCAUACUUGUUGAAGGUAAACAGCAAGACUUAUUUGUGUGGAUGGUUGAAUGUGGUGAAUAUAGCAUUUACCAAAGAAAUCAAUUUGAAAUUGACAAUAGACAAUUGGGAAUCUAGUAUAAUUGUUGGUGGAAUUGCCAAAUAUCAAAAGAGUUUGGGCUCCACCUUGGAUCAAUUCAAAUUUAUGUUGGAUCUUGAACUGUUCAACAUUGUUGAUGAAAAAACGAUUGAAUUGUGUCUUGAAUACAACACCAAUGGACAAACGUACUGGGGUAACAAUAUGCAACAAAAUUACAAGUUUAACAUUGAGAGAAAAAUCAAGAAACCAGUGGGUGCUGUACCACAAGCUCCCCCACAACAAAGACUGAGACUGAAGCUGGCUCUGAGUCAAAAUCAAUCACUUAAUUCAUCCGGAUAUGAAGAAAUUUGCACCAAAUUACUCAAUCAUAAAUCAUCUUUGGCUUUAAAUUUCACUAAUGAUGAGUUUUCAUUUAGACCAAGUUUGAAAAAGAGUUAUUCUGCAAGUGAUAUCACCACAGCCCCUACCACUACUACAAAUUAUGGAACACCAAGGUAUUCUAAUAGGCAACGUCAAAAGGACAACAAUAAUAAGCAAGGGGGAACCAGCAGUCCUGGAAUUAAAGAUAUGACUUAUGCUGAUAUUCUACAAAAGUAUUGUUUUGCCGGAACUCCAACAUCGUCACCUGCUGUUGCAACCACAUCAACCGCUGCGACAAACACGUCUGCUGCUGGUAGUGCUAGUGCUCCAGCUAGUGCCCAGUCAAGUCCUUUGUUGGGAUCAUCUUCUUGUCCAUCACCCCCAGUUGCUGCUGUUGCCGCACCCACUCAAACAAGCAUCUUCAUUUAA